This is a messenger RNA of Plasmodium cynomolgi strain B, 1410 nucleotides long. RefSeq lists its product as hypothetical. The transcript has 2 exons. NCBI's taxonomy places the organism in Eukaryota, Apicomplexa, Aconoidasida, Haemosporida, Plasmodiidae. Gene Ontology annotation, biological process: ribosomal small subunit biogenesis; maturation of SSU-rRNA. The record is from RefSeq and is a predicted model, not a curated record. Gene Ontology annotation, cellular component: preribosome, small subunit precursor. The coding region runs from base 1 to 1410 and encodes 469 amino acids. Gene Ontology annotation, molecular function: RNA endonuclease activity.
AUGAGCAAGCACAAAUAUGUUUUGGACGCGAACAGCGUCAUUAAGUGUAAAGAUUUAUUGUUCUCAAACUACGACUGCUACAUCACAGAAGGAGUUAUAAAAGAAAUAAAAGAUGAGCACUCGAGGAAGAGACUCAACAACAUGAUGCCGCUGCUAACUGUUGCGCAGGCGGAAGAGAGGGAUGUGAAUUUUGUAAAAUAUUUUUCCAAGUUGACAGGGGAUUACGACUCGCUGAGUGAGGUAGACAUAGACGUCAUUGCGCUGACUUAUAUGCUGCACCGUAUGUAUGGAGAUGUGUCCGAGCUGAAUGCCGCUCCCAUGGAAACCAUUUAUAAGUACGACCAAGUUGAGUUUGAUUAUCCGGAGAAGGCGGACCCAGGGAUGGACGAUUUGAAGCGGGAAGAUGGCGUCGCGGGGGGGUGCGACAUGCUAGACGGGAGUGAUUCCGAAGCGGGUGGAAGUAUAAACGGGAGUGACGCAGAAGGGAGUGGAAGUAUACGCGAGAGUGAUGCCGUCGCGGGUAGAAGCCUACACGAGAGCGAUUCCAACGCUGGUGAAAGCCUACACGAGAGCGAUUCCGACGCUGGUGGAAGCCUACACGGGAGCGAUUCCGACGCGGGUGGAAGUAUAAACGGGAGCGAUUCCGACGCUGGUGGAAGCGCUCAUGGAGACGGCUCACCCGAAGCACGGAGACGAAUCCGCGGGUGUGAAGUAAUCAAAGAGGAAGUCGUACAAGUGGCGGAGGAAGACGACGAAGAGGGCGGCCAAUGGAUAAACAUAAACAAUUACUACACACAAAAUGUAGACGUAAACAAGAAAGAAAAAUUUACCCCAAAAGUAGCAUGCGUAACGACCGAUUAUGCCAUGCAAAAUGUUAUUUAUCAAAUGGGGUUAAAUGUAAUAACUUUGGAUGGAUUUAAAAUAAAUUCUAUAAAAUUAUGGGGACAUAUAUGCACAUCAUGUUACACAUUUAUAAAAAAAACUUCCCUUGUUUUCUGCUCCAAAUGUGGAAAUAAUAACUUGAGAAAAGUCAAUGUCGUGGUAGAUAAUAAUUUAAAAAAGCUAGUCGUGAAAAUUCCCCAAUUUAGGGUUAAUACGAAAAAUACCAUUUAUAGUAUUCCGAAAAAAAAAAAUUCAUCGAAAAAAAAAUUUCAAGAUAAGUUGGAAAUAUUUAGGGAAGAUGAGUUGCUCAUCGGGGGGAGAAAACAAUUUUUAGCACAUCAGAAAAAGCUUUACGAAUCUCAGAAAAAUAAAAAGGACCCCUUUAGUGGAGACAACCUGCAUGACAACUAUGCCAAUGAUUGGACCUACAGGACGACUUUGAAAAAUGGCAAGGUGGCCAUUUUGACCAACCCGAAAAUUGUCGUGGGGGGGAAGAAGAAGCACGCCCACAGGAGGAAGAAGAAGUAG